Magnolia sinica is the source of this 1824-nucleotide messenger RNA. RefSeq names its product pentatricopeptide repeat-containing protein At2g29760, chloroplastic-like. The record is from RefSeq and is a predicted model, not a curated record. Gene Ontology annotation, molecular function: RNA binding; protein binding. NCBI's taxonomy places the organism in Eukaryota, Viridiplantae, Streptophyta, Magnoliopsida, Magnoliales, Magnoliaceae. The coding region runs from base 1 to 1824 and encodes 607 amino acids. The transcript has a single exon. Gene Ontology annotation, biological process: RNA modification.
AUGCAUUCUGUAAAUUGCAUUUCGAAAUUGACACUUCCAAAGCGUCUCUGCACCACCAAUUUCUGCACAUUUACGCCUCCCCAAAUCCCAAAAUUCCAAGAAUUCCUACUCCUUCUAAACCAAUGCACUUCUCUGAAACGCUUCAAUCAAAUCCAUGCACACAUCACAACCUCAGGUCUCCACAGAAACCCCUUCAUCGUAGGAAAGCUAGUAGAAAUCUCAGCCGUCAAACUCCCUCCCAAAAACAACAUGGCCCAUGCAAUGCUCAUCUUCACACACUCCCACCACCCUCCAAACCUCUUUACUUGGAACACCAUCAUCAGAGGCUUCUCCCUCAGCAAUACCCCACACCAUGCCUUGCUCGUGCUCGUCUCAAUGCUCAGGCAAUGCAUCGAAACGGAGAGCUUCACGUUUGCCUUCGCCCUGAAAGCGUGCGCCCGAGCGCACGCGAUGGCGAAUGGGAAAACCAUUCAUGGCCUUGUCAUAAAGAGCGGGCAUGGGUCGCACAUCUUCGUUGUCAAUACUGCCAUGCAUGUCUAUUCGGCUUGUGGCGACAUGGCUGCUGCCCGGAAGGUGUUCGACGAAAUGGGUGUGCGGAAUGUAGUCACGUGGAAUGCGAUGAUUGCGGGUUAUGUGCAGAAUAGCCUGCCCGAUGAAGGGUUGAGAGUAUUCGAUCGGAUGUGGUCGUGGGGUAUUAGGCCCAAUGAUGUGACCAUGGUUGUUGUGCUUUCUGCAUGCGCACAGAAGAAGGAACUUGGUUUGGGGAGACAGGUGCAUGCUUACAUGGACGAGAACCGAUCAGAAUUCGAUUCCAACGUCAACGUUGGGACUGCUCUUUUAGACAUGUAUGCAAAAUGCAAGUGCAUGGAUUCGGCGAAGCAGGUUUUCGACGAGAUGCGAAAUAGAGACAUUGGAACGUGGAAUGCGCUCAUAGGAGGUUACGUCUUCAAUAGCUGUUUCAGCGAAGCUUUGGAAUUGUUCCAUGAAUUGCAAGCGGCAGGUUUGCAUCCAGAUGAACCUACAUUGGUUAGUACAUUGUGCGCUUGUACACGUUUAGGGGCAUUGGAUGUUGGAAAGAAGAUUCAUUCAUAUGCAGAAGAGAAGCGUUUCAGCUUCAAUGUGACACUGGGAACGGCUUUGGUUGACAUGUAUUCGAAAUGCGGGUGCAUCAAUGGGGCAAGAGAAGUGUUUGACAGGAUGACAGGAAGGGAUGUCAUGGCAUGGACGUCGAUGAUUGGGGGUCUGGCGGUUAAUGGGUAUGCGAAAGAUGCACUUGAGCUCUUCUCAGUGAUGCAGGAAUCAGGCCCAAGGCCUGAUGGGAUCACCUUUGUCGGUGUUUUAUGCGCUUGUAGCCACGCGGGCUUGGUCGAUCAAGGCCUGGCAUACUUCGAGUCUAUGAGAAAGGAUUACCACAUCGUGCCCAAAAUUGAGCAUUAUGGAUGCAUAAUAGACCUCCUCAGCCGGGCAGGACGGGUCAAAGAGGCAUUUUGGUUCAUCUGUUCGAUGGAGAUCCAGCCAAAUGCCAUUAUUUGGAGGACUCUUCUUAGUGCUUGCAGAUUGCAGCUGAAUGUCGAGUUGGCGGAGAUUGCUGUUAAGAAUUUGUUUGAGCUGCAGUCUGAUCAUUGCGGAGAUUACGUUCUCCUUUCAAAUAUAUAUGCUUCGACAGGGAGAUGGGACAAAGCAGAGAAGAUAAGAGAGCAAAUGGAGGUAGGAGGAAUAAGAAAGAUGCCGGGCUUGAGCUUGAUAGAAACAGACAGUAAAGUGAGAAUUGAAACAGAGGAUUUUGGUGGGAGGUUUGGUGUGAUUAAGCCAUGUCAAGUGUAG